This is a messenger RNA of Toxorhynchites rutilus septentrionalis, 1370 nucleotides long. Its product is annotated as mantle protein-like. The transcript has 2 exons. The coding region runs from base 178 to 720 and encodes 180 amino acids. The record is from RefSeq and is a predicted model, not a curated record. NCBI's taxonomy places the organism in Eukaryota, Metazoa, Arthropoda, Insecta, Diptera, Culicidae.
UCGAGUUAACACACACGAACGAAAGGAAAGUGAUGAGCUCGCGAUCGGGCGAAUGUAAAAUCAGCGGCUAAAAUAUAUAAGUACAACAUGUGAACAUUAAGCAAUCACCAUUUCACUUUCAACUGUUGAAACAAUUGCCACACACCUUUCCUCACGAGUUCACCAUCGUUGGCUGAUAUGAAGCAAUCAUUAGUGUUAUUGAUUCUUAUGUUUGGUUGGAGUUCAGGAGAACUGUGUAGCCCUAAAACACAAAAGAAACGGGAGCUGCCUCCAGGAACCAGUGAGCAAGUCGAAACAUCCCACACAUUUGACACACAGUACACCGAAGGCAACCAGUAUGGUAACAAGCAGUUAAGGGAGGUUACCAUCACCAAAAAUGUUCCCGUGCCGUACCCUGUGAAGGUUGAAAAACAUAUAGCCAUUCCAGUGAAAAUCCCUUUUCCGGUGGCAGUGCAUAACAAGAUUCCGAUCUAUGUGGAAAGGAAGAUCCCGAUUUACGUCGAGAAGCCAGUGCCGGUGCAAGUAGAUCGUCCAUUUCCCUACCCGCUGCCGAUUGAAGUUCCCGUAUUUCACAAAGUGGCGGUAGAGGUACCGAAGCCGUACCCAGUUCAUGUUCCCAAACCGUAUCCGGUGUACAUUCAGAGGCCUGCGUUCGUUGAAAAUUCGAAGGGCAAUCGAAUUAAGAAACACGUAAUGAAGGGACUGAAGCGAAAGCAAUGAUGAAAGUGCAUUUGGACGUUGAUAUUUGAUAAUACGCGGUGCUAGUGUAUCUAUUUAUUUAUGAAAUUAUCUGUAGAACGAAACGUUUAUGCAAAAAAGGCUGACCAAAGUGUAACCAAAGUUUCAUUGUAAUCGACGAGAAUAAAUGAAUGAUACUAACAAUGUGGCGACAUAUUGUAAAUACAAUUGUAAUGUUUAGUUUGUCGAUUCUUUACAUUUUCGAGAACAAUUGAAGCAUUGAAGCGUUCUUAGAGGAAAUUCUAGAGAAGUUCUGUGAUUCUCAGAGUUUCUUCCUGGGCUGACGUGACGUGAAUUUGAUUGUGAAUAAGUUAAGGUAAAAUGCACCUAAAGGUCUAAGAUUACGUAAUAUUAGAGUGUUGAUAUGGUCUAUUAAUUUAGAAUUAUAUCCUUAAAUCGUAAUAUUAUAAUUAUUAUGCCUGAAAAAAAGGAAUGGCACAAAAACUGAACCGCAUGUUUUCGAUUAAACAGUUGUGUUCAAGCAGCAGGUAAUUGGUAGUGGUGAAAUAUCCCGUAGAAAAGCAUACAAUUUAUAGCAUUUUAUAGCAAAAAUGUUAAUGAAUCAAGUGCAAUGCUUUCACAUGUAUAGGAAUCAUUGAGAUACUCUCUUGAAAUGAUGCGCGAUCCAGAGA